UUUUAGUUAGAUUGUUUUACUUUUAUACAACUAUUGCUGUUUUUCUGCCAGUAUUCCGCAAAUGGCUAAAUCACCUGAUUUGUUCUCGAUGCUGACCGAUGAACAUAGACAGGAGCUGAAUGAUAAAGGGUUCACGGUGAUCAGUGGGGUGUUACAGAGUUCCGAAUGUGACGAUUACGUCACCGAGUACAGGGAGUGGCUGGAUCAGUUCAAAGAUGGCGACUGGCCCAGAAGUAAGUCUUCUUUGAUUAACCAGUACAACACCGGGAAUUUCGAAACGACUUGGAAAAUAAGACUGAAAACAACAUCUGUUUUUGCACAACUCUGGAAAACAGACAAACUUUUGUCAAGCGUUGAUGCCAUUGCCAUAGGACGACCACCAGAAGAUGGGAAGGAGGAGUUUGAGUCACCAGGACAACACUGGCUGCACACUGACCAAUCAGCAAGAAGGAAAGGGCUCCACGCCUACCAAGGAGGUGUGUACCUCGAAACAACAGACGAAGACGAUUGGACGUUUCAUUUAAUGGAAGGUUCUCACAAAUAUCUUGAUGAAUUUUAUAAACUGAACAAAAAACAAGCAUUUAAAAGUUCAAUUAACGAAUACUAUCAUCUGCGAGAUGAAGACUUCGAAUGGUUCAAGGACAAGGGAUGCAAAACGAUUCGACUUCCGGUGCCAAAAGGAGGAAUGGUUUUAUGGGAUUCCAGACUGAUUCACGCUAACGCUAGACCUUUGAGAAGCCGAAAUAAUCCAGGGAGAUGGCGUUUCAUAAUUUUCAUUUGUAUGACCCCUGCAAUAUGGGCAACAAAAGAUGAUUACGAGAAAAGGAAAUUGGCUUAUGAAUGUGGGUGUAUGACUACGCACUGGCCAACCGGAGGGGUCCGGUUUUAUGUCUCAAAACCCCCUCCUUCAUUUUCAGAUCAACAAAUUGAAUAUCCUAAAGACCUUCCACCAAAUGCCAAAACAAACGAAGUGAAACUGUUGUCGGGAUACAAGCAAUAUGACUUCAAUGACGGACAGUCGAACGGACCUGAUUACACCCCGGAGAUCGAGAAGAUGUAUGAUUUUGAUGUCAGUGAUGAUGUGUCUCUUACUAAAGAACUUUCCUCAUCGCUUCAGAAAGUAAAUGUUAAACAUUUUUUAUACGCCGCAGGAUUGUCCAUCUUCUUGUUCAUAGUCCUGAAAUAUGCCGAGAAAACCGUGUUAAUGUAAAGAUGUCUCGCAUCGCAAACAGUCCUGAUUCUAACUUUGAAUGGUGAACAACUGAACAUGGUUAUAUAUUCUCAUAAUGGAACUAAAAUUAAAAAAAACCUUUAUCUUGAAGGAAAUGUACAUUUCAAACUUUUAAUUUCAUACCCACCAAAAAUGUUGUGUUCAGUGUCAAGGCUUUGUCAAGUAUAAAAUAUUGGUAACGUGCUUUGUAAUGCAGCAAUGGCAGAUUGCU
This is a messenger RNA of Saccostrea cuccullata (small rock oyster), 1442 nucleotides long. RefSeq lists its product as uncharacterized. NCBI's taxonomy places the organism in Eukaryota, Metazoa, Mollusca, Bivalvia, Ostreida, Ostreidae. The coding region runs from base 62 to 1210 and encodes 382 amino acids. The record is from RefSeq and is a predicted model, not a curated record. The transcript is spliced from 2 exons.